AUGUGUGUAUCCCGCCGUUCUUCCUGGAGAGUGGUCUCCAGCAUCGAGCAGAAGACGGAGGGCAGCGAUAAGAAGCAGCAAAUGGUCAAGGAAUAUCGGGAAAAGAUCGAGAAGGAGUUGAAGGACAUCUGCAAUGAUGUACUGGUUCUUCUGGACAAGUACCUCAUCCCAAAGGCGACACCGGCUGAAAGUAAAGUCUUCUAUCUGAAAAUGAAAGGCGAUUACUUUCGCUACUUAGCAGAGGUGGCUGUGGGAGAGGAGAAAAGCUCUAUCAUUGGCAAUUCACAGGAGGCCUACAAGGAUGCCUUUGAAAUCAGUAAGGCAGAGAUGCAGCCCACACACCCCAUUCGUCUGGGCCUUGCGCUCAAUUUCUCAGUAUUUUAUUACGAGAUUCUCAACGCGCCCGACCAGGCCUGUAAGCUUGCCAAAACGGCUUUUGAUGAGGCCAUUGCAGAGCUUGAUUCACUGAAUGAAGAAUCAUACAAAGACAGCACAUUGAUCAUGCAGCUACUUCGGGACAAUUUGACACUGUGGACUUCAGAUAACCAGGGUGACGGCGAGGACACCGAGGAGGGCAGAGAAAACUGAGUCACGCACUGUCCGUCCUUCCCUUGUUAUUCACCUGCCAUCGUUCCAGCUCAACACUGAGACCACCUCAUCGUCAACUUCUGUCUCUUUUAGUUCUUUUACUCUCGCGCCUUCCUUGCUUUCUUCCUUCCCUGUCAUUGUGGGGGUUUUUUUUCUAAGGAUUUGUGUAACGGGAG
Sinocyclocheilus rhinocerous is the source of this 764-nucleotide messenger RNA. Its product is annotated as 14-3-3 protein zeta/delta-like. The record is from RefSeq and is a predicted model, not a curated record. The transcript has 5 exons. The coding region runs from base 1 to 588 and encodes 195 amino acids. NCBI's taxonomy places the organism in Eukaryota, Metazoa, Chordata, Actinopteri, Cypriniformes, Cyprinidae.